Messenger RNA from Scomber japonicus (chub mackerel), 3179 nucleotides. Its product is annotated as semaphorin-4B-like. Bases 363 to 2870 code for a protein of 835 amino acids. NCBI's taxonomy places the organism in Eukaryota, Metazoa, Chordata, Actinopteri, Scombriformes, Scombridae. The transcript is spliced from 15 exons. The record is from RefSeq and is a predicted model, not a curated record. Gene Ontology annotation, biological process: axon guidance; semaphorin-plexin signaling pathway; negative regulation of axon extension involved in axon guidance. Gene Ontology annotation, molecular function: chemorepellent activity; semaphorin receptor binding.
AUGGACUUCAUUUCACGGACACGCAGACAGACUCGAAACGCAUCCAAAACAACUUACUAAAUGACCAGUGGUUGGAGCUCAGCACUGAUCCAUCUACGAGCACUAUGAGUAAAUGAAAACAAGCUGCCUUUAAUCCAGAAAGGAUUCCUCCUCUCUUCGCUAAGAGUCUACUAACCGUGUGUAAGGACCAUUGGGAGUACGAGAAUCAAGUCAAGGACACAUUCACUCCCCCUCAGCCUGCAGGAAGAUGGGAGUGAGAAAAUAAAGCUCUGUGGAGUCGAGAGGAGCUUAAUUAAUUCUAAGGAACCUUUAAAACAAACAGCAUUCAUUUGUGUAUGUUUGUGUGAGAGGAUCAGACAACCAUGUGGACAUUCGCUGCAACUGUCCACUGUCUUCUGGCUUCUACCCUGCUAUUAGCCAGCUGCCUCCAAUCAGUGAUUGCAACUGAGGAUGAUGUCACACCGCGCAUCAGUUUCCAUUACAAUGCAAAGGAGAGAUCAGCCAAGAGAUUCUCUGUGGACGGCGUCUUCAAUUACACCUCUCUGCUUCUCAGCCAGGAGGACGACAUGCUGUAUGUUGGAGCAAGGGAAGCACUCUUUGCCCUCAGCCUCUCUGACAUCAGCAAGAACAAGCUGCAGAAGAACCUGACGUGGGGCACUCCUGCUGUAAAGAGAGAGGAAUGCAGAUUCAAAGGAAAGAAUCUAGAGACUGAUUGCUUCAAUUACAUCAAAAUUCUUCUGCGGCUGAAUAGCACUCAUCUCUAUGUGUGCGGCACCUAUGCUUUCAGUCCAAUCUGCGCCUACAUAAACACGUCAACAUUCACACUGGAGAGAGAUGAAGUGGGUGAGGUUGUGAUGGAAGAUGGGCGCAGUCGGUGCCCCUUUAAUCCCGAGUACAAAUCCACGGCCAUCAUUGUCGAUGGUGAGUUGUACACCGGUACUGUGAGCAACUUUCAGGGGAAUGAACCAGUCAUAUACAAGAGUCUGGGUCAAGGAACUGCACUGAAGACAGAAAACUCUUUAAAAUGGCUGCAAGAUCCAGUCUUUGUCGGCUCGGCUUACAUCGAUGAGAGUCAGCCAAUAGGGAACCCCGUGGGAGAUGAUGACAAGAUUUACUUCUUCUUUAGCGAAGCGGGAAAGGAAUUCGACUUCUUUGACAACACCAUUGUGUCAAGGAUCGCUCGCGUGUGUAAGGGUGAUAAAGGAGGUGAGCGUGUACUACAGAAGAAAUGGACCACCUUCCUGAAGGCUCAGCUCCUGUGUUCCCUCCCUGAUGACGGCUUCCCCUUCAACAUUAUCCAGGACAUGUUUGUUCUGAAGCCCAUGGGAGACAGCUGGGAGAGCACCGUCUUUUACGGCGUCUUCACAUCCCAGUGGUAUAAAGGAGCAUCGGGCAGCUCAGCAGUGUGCGCCUUCACCAUGGCACAGGUGGAGAAAGCCUUCAGUGGGCGCUACAGAGAGGUCAACAGGGAGACACAGCAGUGGUACACGUACAAUCACCCUGUACCAGAGCCACGGCCCGGGGCGUGCGUGACCAACCAUGCCAGGCAAAUGGGCAUCCAGUCGUCUUUGCACAUGCCUGAUAAAGUGCUCAACUUUGUCAAGGACCAUUUCCUGAUGGACAGUGUGAUCCGCAGCACUCCCCUGCUGCUGAAACGCAGCGUGCGCUACACACAGAUCGCUGUGCACAAGAUCCAGGGCAUGGAGAGGGCCUACGAUGUGCUCUUCAUUGGAACAGAUGAUGGAAAGCUCCACAAGGCAAUCAAUGCCAAUGACAAGAUGCACAUCAUAGAGGAGAUGAUUCUGUUUCCUGACCCUCAGCCUGUGCAACACAUUGAACUUGAUCCUCAGAGGGGUUUGUUGUUUGUGUCGUCCUACUCUGGGCUGGUGGAGGUUCCCGUGGCUAACUGCUCUAACUACCUGAGCUGUGGGGAGUGUGUGUUGUCGAGAGACCCCUACUGUGCCUGGACCGGGCGGCUGUGUCAGGAUGUCAGGAUGGCUCCUCCUGACAGCCGCUGGCAGCAGGAUGUGGAAGAGGCUGAUACUUCGGCGAUUUGUAGGUUUCCCAGCCCCAGAUCUCCCAGACCAGCAGCUUCCCGUGGCUCCAGUUGCCAGCUCAUUACAAUCCCAGCCAAUACUUUCAGAGUCCUGCCCUGCAAACUGCGCUCCAACCUAGCACAGAGGAAGUGGCGAUACAGUGACAGCGCCAGCCAGUUCCUUUAUGCUACCCCUGAAGGCAACUUGGUUGUGGUAGCACAGGCUGACAAAAUGGAGACCUAUGAGUGUUGGUCUGAGGAGGAGAGCUUCCACCAGCUGUUGGCCAACUACUGCGUGAGAGCGGAGCCCCGCCAGGAAAGCACCACUAUGAUCGGUCACUCACGCACACCACACAUUGAGCGAGAGGAGACCAUCAUCCUGCCAGGCCAGUCGCGUUCUGAGCAGGUCCACACUAAGACGUACUGGAACGAGCUGAUUGUGGUGUGUGCCCUGCUUGCAUUCUCCCUCGUGGUGUUCUCCUUGUUUGUCAUCUACAGGAACCGCGAUCAUAUGAAGUCCAUGCUGAAGCAGGGUGAGUGCCCCAACAUGCAGCAGAAGAAGCCAAGGAUUGUGGGGAAGCCUGCCGAGAGCUUACCCCUUAACGGUAACACUAUCCCCGUUUCCACAUCUGAUCACAAGGGCUACCAGACAUUAAAUGACAACUAUAUCUGCAGCACGCCCACCCACGAGUCCUCUCCAGACAACAGCAAGAGCUUCUCUGAGUCGUCUGACAGGCGGCCACUUAACCUGAAGGAGAGCCACGUGGAAUACUCCCCCACCUGCCCUCGGCCCAGAGUGCGGUUAGGCUCAGAGAUCAAAGACUCAAUCGUAUGAAAGCACAGUAUUUGCUAAAUGAUGCCACCCUGUAUCUCCAUGAAAGAUACAGGCUAAACCCACCGAGCAAAGGAGAGGAGACCUUGUCAUCCUCCUACAUCACAGCACAUCUUUUGUUUUAGUCAUCUUUGUUCUGUGAUCAGUGCGGAGGUCUUUAUGUUUAACCAUUUCCACUCCAAAGCCAGAGGUUGGUCCGGUCUGCUGUGAGGGACAGGACGAGGAAGCAGCACAACACUUCGGUUUCAACCAGCUGCUAAAGAAUAGUUAUAUCAGUCUUUUUUGAGUCAUUCUCAUGGCCACUAACAGCAU